Messenger RNA from Maniola jurtina (meadow brown), 3333 nucleotides. Its product is annotated as beta-secretase 1-like. The transcript has 9 exons. The record is from RefSeq and is a predicted model, not a curated record. NCBI's taxonomy places the organism in Eukaryota, Metazoa, Arthropoda, Insecta, Lepidoptera, Nymphalidae. The coding region runs from base 187 to 1659 and encodes 490 amino acids. Gene Ontology annotation, molecular function: aspartic-type endopeptidase activity. Gene Ontology annotation, biological process: amyloid-beta metabolic process; membrane protein ectodomain proteolysis. Gene Ontology annotation, cellular component: membrane; trans-Golgi network; endosome.
CUUGAGUUAAUUUACAUUUUGCAACAAGAUUUGCAGUCAAAAGAAGCCACAAAAAUCAUUAAAAUGAAAAGUUUUAUGUAAUAUUAGGCAUUCCGAUUCAAUGUAACAAUUAUACACUUAAAUUUAUUUACUUGUACCAAUCACAUUAACGUUAUCUCAAUAUAUAGGCAUGUUCUCAGAGCCAUAAUGCUUGUAACGAGUUUGGGUUAUUUUUUUCUGCUUGUUAUUUUAUCGACCACAUCUUGUGAAGAAUUUAACCUAUAUGGAGAAGCAGGACAGGCUUAUGCCCUAGAAAUUGACGUUGGUCACCCACAACAAAAGCUAAGCGUAUUAGUGGAUACUGGAAGCACAACAUUGGCAAUUGCGUCUUAUGCAAGGAAAGAUAGCAAUAAAUACUUCCGUUCUGAAAACUCUACAAGUAUUUACAACAGCGAAAAAGAGGUGCAGGCAAAAUAUUCCCAAGGAACCUGGGUUGGACAUUUGGUAUCAGAUUUUGUGAAGUUUCCUUCUUUGGCAACAGUUCCUGAAGUAAGAUGUGACAUUGCACUUAUAACAAAGAGUCAUAAGUUUUUCAUGAAUGGCUCAGGUUGGCAGGGACUCCUGGGCUUAGCGUACUUGCCUGUUGGAGCAUGGGGUGAAAAUGUGGUAGUAGGCUCUUGGCUUGACUCUGUGGAGAAGGCUCUAAACAAAGCCAUGUCCUUCCAACUCAAAUUAUGUGGAGUCAAGAGCUCUACAAAUGCAACACAUUAUGGAAAAUUUGAGAUGCUUGAUGAUGAUACAGUAUCAACAAACGAUAAUGUUGCAUUCCGUACCCCAAUUCUUCGUAAACGGUGGUAUGAAGUCGGUGUUCUAUCGAUCAGAGUGAUUUCCAAAAAAAAUACAUCAAUAAAUAUUGAGCAUAAUGUUACAAAGGAUAUUGGUGAUAAUCUCGAUGUGAAUCAAGAAAAUUGCGUGAAGCUUAAUGAAGAAAAGAGCAUUGUUGACAGUGGGACCACAAAUAUAAGGUUACCUGAUAUCUUGUUCAGAGAGGUUGUUAAUGAACUUAGAAAUGCUGCCCAAACAUCAAACAUGUUGAUUUUAGAUGAAUUCUGGUAUCAUGGUGAGGCCGCCUGCUGGCCGGAGCCCCAGGAAUGGUCACUGCCACCAAUAGCGGUUGACCUCCUGAGUGCUGAUGCAGAUAAUCAAUACUUUACCCUUGAGAUACCGCCACAGAACUUUAUGCGAGUGGUAACAGCAAGAAACAACAGUGGGGAAGGUGGGAGCGUUUCAGAGUUUUGCUACAAGCUGGGUUUGGAAGCGGGAGGCAAAGAGACUGUACUGGGAUACACCGCUAUGGAAGGAUUGCAGGUACUGUUCAAUAGAUCCGCCGGUUGGAUAGGCUGGUAUCCAUCCGACUGCGGUCCCAACGCGAAAGUCACCGGUCCAUACAACGUUUCCACUUCCCUCUUAUCCCUUUGCCAACUGACCAAACCCGUGCCUGACGUGGCGGUGUCCAUAAAAGCCGCCCAGUGGACACUCUGUGCCAUAUCCAUAAUCGCCGCGGCGGUGUUGAUAUACUUACUAGCACCCUGUAUAAAGAUGAUGCUUGUUUCACCGUUACCAAUGUCGCAACAAAUCUCUUUGUCACAGGCUGCGUUGGUUGAACAGGAAACAACGUAAUAUAUUUAAAGCAGCUUUGUAUAAUGCUCGCUCUUCACUCGUGCUGCGAAAACAUACUUUAGUAUGUGUAAUAAGUUCAGUUUUUCCGCCUUUGCGACGUUUCGUGUCCGAUCCCAGUUUUAGAUUAGUUUAUUUUAGUCUGCGACAAAAUGACUGUGAAAAGUUUUAAAACUAUGCGAAUGUAGACUUUAGAGGGACAUAUUUAUUCGCCCGAAUACGCGCAGAGAUUGCUUGUACGAGUGUAGAGCGAGCUUAACAGUGAUAGGCAGUUGGGUUGCCCAUAUAAUUUGGCUAAUUCUAUUUUACACGAUUUAUAAACUAAACUAAAAUGACAUGUCUAUAUUGCAGCACUAUUCCUUUCAUAAUGCACCUUGCGGAAAAGGACAAGACAAACACUAGAAUUAGCCACAAUAUCUUCUAACUACUAGACUGUGUAUUUAGUUAACUCACUGUGACCUGUCAAUUUUAAUUUCUAAUUCUUUAAGAUGAGUUAGUAUUAAAUUGACAUGAAUUAUUUACAUUUAAUAGACUGGACUAAAUCCUUCUAACAUUCUCUGUAGAGAAUAAUGCUUUAUGUCGUUUGUGUGUGUUAAAGUUUACAUAUAUUUGAUCAUGCUGCUUAUUUGGUUGUCUAAUUUCAGUGGUGUGAAGAAGCAGUGCUAUCUUUUUGGUGUUUCAAGUAAAACAAGGCUCCUUUUUAGUUUCGUGCAGUCCGUCUAUGUGUUACAGCCAUUUUAUUCAGAUUUUAAAGUUUAGCAACACAAUAAAUUAUAGAUGCUUAUUCUACCUUGUUCAUUGAGUCGAGCUAAUACAGCGCUCUCUCUUGCAUUUGUAUACAAGUAAAAACGACGCAUUGUGUUUGUGAUGGAUGAGUGUUACCAUUCCCUAAAAAUAUAAAGGUGCAUUUAUAUUUCUUACUACAAAACGCUUUUAAGAUUGCUAGCUUUUACGCACAAGCGAAGGCACGGGUCUUCGCAUAUGCGCUGAGACAAAAAUAAUGAGAUAUUUUAUUUGUUAGUAAUAACAAAUAAAAAAUUGGAUGUCAGAAAACAGUUAACAGUCCAGUGAGCAUUCCAGAUCAAGAAUAUAACAAAAAUCUGUCCAAUAUAAUAUGCCGAGUUACGGUGUUAGAGUACGUGAGUUUUUGGGACCCUGGGCUAAUUAAUCAACUAAUUGCUAUUUUGUCAAAAAACUUUUCGAUACCGUUACAGUACACGACACGCCGAAAAGAUGCAUGAAGCCCAUUCAACUGUGAAUGACUGCGUUUGUGAGAAAAUACACCGAAAAUAAAUGGCGGAGAGUACACCUAUAUUAUAGUAGUAGGUACCUACCUACAUUACUGUAAUACCUAUAGUAUUGAAAAAGAGAAGAGCAUAAAUCGAGAAAAUACAACCAAAAACAGCAUUUUUUUUAAUUCACAAUAUUGCCCAUUUUGUCAGUCGGCCUGGGGGCCUUGUAUAGCCAUGAAGCUCUGGUCUGCAGCCCUAAAAGCCGUUAUGAAAAUCCGCCAUAAUGCAAAUAGAAAGGAACACCAAAACUCAAAAGACACGUCAUGUGAGACAGUUAAAACCGAUAAUUUUUUUGCAACCUUAACAGGGCUCUCUCCGUCACUUGCUCCAUACAAUCGUAGUUCCAAUUUCAUUUGAAUAUUGAGCAACCAAAGUCCAUGAAAUU